AUGGAUGCAGACAAGUGCCACACGCUGGAGAACGGUCGUAUCGUCUACUUUGACUUUUUAGUAGACGGGUCUGAAAACACUGGAACCACUACCGCUUAUACUCAAGGGUAUCAAAAGCACGACCUCGCAUCGAUUGUGAUGCUUGAGCAGAGACAAAACCUCACCGCAGCGACAGCGGCAGAACACCGCCACGAAGGACGUCGCCCACACGCGCGCACCCAUACGCUGACAGAAGGAACAGCACUACAACGCCCCAGCGACCGACUCACAACUAUCUUCAUGACGUUGCUCCACCGCACUUCUGGGCGGUUCAACCCGAUGAAGGCAGGAUAG
Molecule: messenger RNA, 333 nt
Organism: Linnemannia hyalina
Lineage: Eukaryota; Fungi; Mortierellomycota; Mortierellomycetes; Mortierellales; Mortierellaceae
Source: the annotation of a GenBank genome assembly